AUGUCCGUUCUCCCAGCUGGGGUGCCACCCGGCCACUGCCCCCAGGACCCUCGGCCUUGCCCCUCUGUUGACCAGGCCCGGCUCAGCUCUCCCCCCACCGAGGUCCGGCCCCAGUUCCCAUCAGGAGCUCAGCUCUGUGGGUCAUUUCCCCAGCCCUCUCCUGCCCAUGGUGCAGCACUCAGGAAGCUCACGGAGCUAGCCCUGCGGCCAUCGUCCACACCUCCUGCCAAAAUGCCCCGUGAGAGCAGCCCGGGUCCGGGGUCCAGGCCCCCUGGAGUAACUCUCCGCAGCCCUUUUCUUCUCUGCCUGGCGGCGCCAUUGGAGGGGCUCUUUCAAGCUCUGAAUGUUGAGUGGGAGUCCAGGCCCUCCCCUGCCGACUCCUCUCAGCUUCUCUGA
Molecule: messenger RNA, 396 nt
Organism: Rangifer tarandus platyrhynchus (Svalbard reindeer)
Lineage: Eukaryota; Metazoa; Chordata; Mammalia; Artiodactyla; Cervidae
Source: the annotation of a GenBank genome assembly